AUGAACCCCAAUCACCAUAAUUCUUGGUCAAAUUAUAUACAAAAUAGUGUCAAUUCUUCUAAUAUUCCAAAUCUACAAAAUAGUGGCAAUUCUUCUCAUAUCUCAAAUCAACAAAACUCAUACUUUGGAAAUGCACCUUUUAACCCAAAUCCAACUUUUAACCCGAAUUUUCAAAAUUCUCCUUUUAUUCCAAAUCUACAAAUUAACCCACACUUUGGAAAUUAUCCAUAUCAAUUAACUAACCCCACUAUGCUUCAUGGGAUUCAAAUGAGUAGUAGUGGCAUGCAAUCAAAUGAUCAAGUGCCUGAAACACCACAGUUUUGCACUCAAGGUGGGUUGGAAACUAUUAACCUUGGUGAAGAAGUUGGAUCAACGGUUGUUAAGACGCCAAAAACAAGAUUCCAACCAAAGGAAGAUGAAGUUCUCAUUCAAUCAUGGCUCAAAAGUUCAAAGAAUGCAAUUAUUGGGAUUGAUCAAAAAGGAGAAAGUUUUUGGAAGAGGAUUGGUGAAGCUUAUAACAAGUAUCGCGACAAAAAGUAUCUAGAAAGAAUAAUUCUAAUAUUGAUUUUCAAGAGUUCAUGCGUAGAAGAUUUGAUGUUCGUGAUAAGCAAAUUCAUCGACAACUUCAACAAAACUUGA
This is a messenger RNA of Trifolium pratense (red clover), 639 nucleotides long. RefSeq lists its product as uncharacterized. NCBI's taxonomy places the organism in Eukaryota, Viridiplantae, Streptophyta, Magnoliopsida, Fabales, Fabaceae. The coding region runs from base 1 to 639 and encodes 212 amino acids. The transcript has a single exon. The record is from RefSeq and is a predicted model, not a curated record.